Acanthoscelides obtectus is the source of this 312-nucleotide messenger RNA. The record is from the annotation of a GenBank genome assembly. NCBI's taxonomy places the organism in Eukaryota, Metazoa, Arthropoda, Insecta, Coleoptera, Chrysomelidae.
AUGCCUCAAACAGCGUCAGAGUUGGGUAAGAUGAAAGACGAAUAUGCUGGUAAGAUACUGUCUGCAUUUUAUGGUACAGGUCCCAAAGCAUACUGUAUAGAUGCGGUAGACCAAGUAGCUAAACGAGCCAAAGGUAUAUCUAAGGCGAGUGUAAAAAAUCAGUUACAUUUGCUACAUUAUAAGGAUAUUGUUGAGGAGAAACGGACAUCUGUAUACUGUACGAUUUAUGUAUUUAAAUCGGAGUCGCACAAUAUCUACACAAAUUAUAUAAAAAAAGUAGCAUUGACCAGUACGGAUGAUAACGUUUCUUGA